ACCACUGACUUACUGACUUCCGUUUUGGACUGGCUUGGCUUGGGUGCGAACCACGUGUGCGUGUGGUGAAAAUACUAACUUUGUUGUUGUAUUAGUCAAAGCUUUAACGCGUGUGGGGAAAAUACUUCUGUUUAGUGAAGUUGUUUUUAUUGUAACUAUGAAUCCGCAAGUAGACAUCCAUCCCGCUGCCGAAAUGUAUCCGAGUCGACAGAUAAACGGGUGCCGAAUAUACGGACCACAUGUGGCUUUCCAAACUUUCACUCCUCCGCAGGGGUCCGAAGUGUUCCUAGCAGGAAUACCACCCAACUUUUCACACUGGGAACUAUUAAAGAUAUGCCAAAAAGGGGGUGUAGUAUUUAAGCUCCGCGUAAUGGUCACCCGUACGAAUGAUAACAAGGGCUAUGCCUUCGUGAGUUAUUUAGAUCCAGAGUGUGCUGCCCGGGCCAAACCUAUCUUAAACGGCUACCACCUCAUCAAAGAUGGGAAGUUCCUUGGACACCUUCGGGCUACUGAUUCAAACGACCACAGGACCUUGAUGUUGUUAGGAUGUUCCACAAACGUCACAACGGAAGAGGUGGAAGAUCUUUUCCGCAAACUUACAACUGAUUUGGUGUCUGUCUCAAGAAACUUUGAGAUGGGCCAGGCAAGGCCAGUGUUCUUCUUGACUUUUGGUUCAAACCGGAGUGCCACACUUGUGAAGAAGAUCGAUCUUGUGACACCCCCUCUUUGGGGUCAUUUCAUCAGUCUCAGUUGGCAGCCUUAUUCUAAUGAGGACAAAGUAUGUCAGUGCCUCCGGUUGAAACGUGAGCAACAGUUCUUUCGUCAAAUGCUGCUGGAGUUACCGGUGUUGCAACAAGAUCCAGCCAACCCUGUUGGCAAUGAAGAGAAAUCAACCUGUGAAAAAACCCUUCUGAAUCCCCCAGUCGGAGGUCCGCAGGGAAAUUCCUGUAGCUUGGAGAAAUCUCUCGGACUUGCCAUGCAGUCUUUAGCCACGCUGGGUCCGAUAUCAGAUGAGAAUCCACUGCCUGGACAAUCCGCCUCUUCUCUGCAAGGAGGACCAGUCCGUGAAGGAUUGGGUGACAUCUUGCCAACUGAACAAAAAGGGAUGAGAUUCUAAAAGUUCCUGUCAUGGUGAAUUUUGAACUACGUAGAUAAACAGGCCUAUAUAUUCAAUAUUUUAAAUUUUUAGAGCAACUAAAUAUAGUCUAGAAUUUUCAGAAGUGUGAGAAUUAAUGCUCUGCAAUUUGACAGAUUGUGAAAUGAAGUUAUAAACGUAAUUAUUUUAUUUAUUUGAUUAUUUUAAGCUUGUACUCUUUUCAAGUACUGUAUGUAUUUUAUGUUUAUUGUAUUCUCUGAUCUAUAUUUUAAUUCUUUUAACCAUUAUAAUCCAUGUAUUCUUUUAACUUUUAACAUAUUUUUAAUAAAAGUGAUCUUUACCAAAUUGAUAGUGUCCAAAUAUAUUUUUA
Molecule: messenger RNA, 1466 nt
Organism: Macrosteles quadrilineatus (aster leafhopper)
Lineage: Eukaryota; Metazoa; Arthropoda; Insecta; Hemiptera; Cicadellidae
Product: APOBEC1 complementation factor-like
Exons: 6
Coding region: 158-1117 (319 amino acids)
Cellular component (GO): nucleus
Molecular function (GO): mRNA binding
Source: RefSeq, a predicted model, not a curated record